Lodderomyces orthopsilosis Co 90-125 is the source of this 1962-nucleotide messenger RNA. It is a transcript of the gene AHR1, whose product is annotated as Zn(II)2Cys6 transcription factor AHR1. Gene Ontology annotation, biological process: positive regulation of transcription by RNA polymerase II. Gene Ontology annotation, molecular function: zinc ion binding; transcription cis-regulatory region binding; DNA-binding transcription factor activity, RNA polymerase II-specific. The record is from RefSeq and is a predicted model, not a curated record. Lineage: Eukaryota; Fungi; Ascomycota; Pichiomycetes; Serinales; Debaryomycetaceae. Gene Ontology annotation, cellular component: nucleus. The transcript has a single exon. The coding region runs from base 1 to 1962 and encodes 653 amino acids.
AUGGACAAAGUGCGACCACAACAAUAUUCUCUGUCGACAUCAUCCUCCUUGCCCUUGUCCAAAGUUUCUGAAGAUUCUACAAGAUUCAAAAGACGUAGGACCAGGUCCGGAUGUGUUACGUGCAGGGACCGACAUAUUAAAUGUGAUGAGGGUUUACCAAUUUGUAACAAUUGUCUACGACUGAGACGUGUUUGUUAUCGAGGCUUGAGAUUAAACUUUACUCAGUAUACAUUCUACGACCCAAGAAAGGAUAAUCCUAUCCAUGAGAGGAUUCUUGAUGGAACAAUAUUACCUCAUAGAAUACUAGAUCAAUCAAUAACCAUAGCAGCCUUGUACAACGGGUUGGAAAAAUACAGACCGUAUAUGCAAUUACAUUCACAACAAGACUUGAAAGAUUCAGACUUGGAAUAUCAGGACGAUAGCUAUGUACCACUAAACGAUCCAAUAUUUUCUAGCCUAUCCACUAAGUAUCACCCAGAUUUGAGUAGUACACACAGGGUCAAGCUCAACGAAGAUAAGAGUGGUUCAAAAUCGCUGAAUCGGCGAUAUAAUCACUCAUCACCAAGAUAUAUCAAAAACAACUUGAAGACUGAGCAGCCUCUUACGUAUUCCAAUCAAGACGUAUUGAACAUGAUACAUCAACCGCAAAUGGAGACGAACCUACCUUCUUUGAAUCUCACACAACAGCCAUUCCAGAUGCUAAAUUAUGCAGCUCUACCGUCCAUGCAAGUUACAUCCGCCUUACGUUACACAAACCUCGGAAUCGCCAAUCAAAAUACUAUCCCCUUAAAUUACGAUCUUCAACAUUACAUAAACAUACUUGUGAAGGAACAAUUUUACUGGCUACUUGAUCAGUUCAAUGAUUUUAACAUAUGGAAAGCCAUAAUACCCGAAAUAUGUGUUAAAGAAAAGGAUAACUUUUUAUUUUCAUGCCUUAUGAACUGUUCUCGAGAUCCUACUAUUUCAGAUGCAAUAGAUUUGAAGUUUCUCAUAGACUUUCAAAAUUUCAAGUACAACCAAGUAAAGAAUAUCGAACUAAUGCAAACAUCAAAUUUAUCACUUUUUGAAACAUUGUUAAUUAGUAUUUGCUUAGUUUUAUUGGGUAUAUAUUUGAAAGUCCCCCAUGGCAGGCUCACAUCGUUCCAUAAACAAGUUCUCAACAACCAAUCAAACUUGUUUGAUCAACUAUUGGCUAAAUUAUUUAUUUAUUUCAUGCAUUUAGGUAAUUCAGAAAAGUCAUUGGUUAUUUCAUCAUGCAUACAAUCAAUUACAAUUUUGAAAUUCUUCAUGAACAAGUAUUAUGAUUUAGCAUUCCUCCAAAAGCAAUCUGCACAAUUUACAAACAUCGACCCACUUUCCGAUAUUGGUGUAUCCAGUUUUAUCAAAUUCAACUCAUAUGAGAUAAACUAUCUCAAUAUUUCUUACCAAAACAUCGACAUCACAUCACAUCCUUCAAACUCAAACUCAAACUCAACCCCACCGCCACAAGCUACUCAUACACUGCUGCAAAACAUUGACCUCGCAGCAUCAACAAUGCAUGAACAUGGGAUCCAUCAAUCCCCACAAAUAUCAUCAACUGAAACCAGGAAACUAAAAGACUUGUUAUGGUACUUGGUCAAACUUGACUACAUCAUCAACUUCCCAAACGAGACUGUACAAUUUUCAACUUUCAAUAGCGCAGAGCAAGUGCUUGAUCCUCAGUUGCAAAUUACCACUCCUGAACAACUUUUUUCUCCAUCUCAAUCAACACAUUGCCAAUUUAGACCAGUUGUGCGUGCUAUUUUACAAAACUUCACUUUCAAGUUGCUCAACAUGAAUGAUGGAAUGCUUGUGCAACAAUCAAAUUUGAGGAUUCAACAGUGCCUUGAAAUGUCUAGGAAUAAUAGUCCAGAACAUGAGCUAAGUCGACUGCAGUGUAUGCAUUAUUUUGGUUGGACACUACGGUAUGUCAAUCCUAGUUAG